AUGUACAAAACCACUAAAAUAUUUCCUACAAAAACCCCCUCAAUUUCCUGUUUUCCCCCUUUUCCCCUUUCCCCUUAUCUCUCUAUCCUCACUAACAUGCUUUCAAACUACACCGCUGCCAAGCGUAAACUGAAACCAACGCCUAAUGUCACUGCCUUUUCACAAUUCAAGAACUUGGCUGAAGCGAAUCACUCUGAUGCUUCAAGAAUUGUCGAGAGGUCCAAUCCCGGCCAGUGUUUAAACUUAACUACUCCUGUUCCCCUUCCGCCGCAUGUUAUGAACGUUAUCAAAGAAAGUACCCCUACUAAACUGAACUUCACCACAGUUGAAUCCACCAUAAACAAUUCCGAAAUUGAAAACAUUGCAUCAACCACCACUGAGAAAGCAGAAUAUUCAAGAAAGGAAACCACCACCAAAAAAGCAGCUGCAGAUGAUAAUUCAAUUACUGGAACCACCACAGAAUCUAAACAGUUGCAAGUGAAGCGUGUCAAAGAUUGGCGUAUACGCAACAGACAGAUCCGCAUGCAAGCAUUGGUCAGAGCAGAUCUGAAUCCUGGAAACAAACUUUGUUAACUAGAGGAAGAAGAUCGCAAUCUGACAGAGUUGAAUAUUGGAAAUGUCCACUUGUCCUCCAAACUGCUGGAUCUGGGUAAAACAAUCGUUGAUGGAACUGGAUUGUACAGUAGAGUUCCAGAAUCGAAUGCUGAUGUUGUUAAUGAAAUUGGUAAUGCUGCUGACAUUGCAUCACCUGGAAAAAAUUUGGACACCAACAAAAAAUCUGUGCUUGAUAAUGAUGAAAGUACUGGUAAUAGUGCACAUACCACGGAUACUUUAAAUGAUGCUGAUGGAGAAGGUGUCCCCGGUUCUAAUGGUGCGAUUGUUGGAGAUGCUACUGAAAAUCUGGAAAUCACCAAUGAAAAUUCCGUUGAGAGAAUAGUUACCAAUGUCAAUCCCCCUGUAACUACUGAAGAAGGAUCUCCCUUGAAGGAUGCAGUGAAACCCAAGUGGAAAAGAAUUUUGGGCAACACAUUCAGGAAGAGUCCGGGAAAGGGCAAUAGAUCACAGCUUGAAGGUUCUCAACAACUUUGUACUACAGUUGCAGUUGAAGCAAUCAAUGAUAAAGUGCAGUCGAAUGGCCAUAUGAAGAGUACUACAGCUCGAAAAUGGUCAAAAUUUGGAAAUGCAUUGAGAAGCCCAUUUUUGAAGAAAGCAGUCAUUAAGGACUCCAAAGAUUUGACUGAACAUGGAAAUACCCAGGUGACUUCCACACUGCAAGUGAACAAAAAGUUUAAAAAUUUGUUCAAAAGAAAAGUGAAGGCAUCCAAAUCUGCUCCCCAUGACGAUGCUUCAAGUUAUGCUGAAGUUGACCUCAUACAAACCAAGUAA
Messenger RNA from Lodderomyces parapsilosis, 1386 nucleotides. Lineage: Eukaryota; Fungi; Ascomycota; Pichiomycetes; Serinales; Debaryomycetaceae. The record is from the annotation of a RefSeq genome assembly.